Messenger RNA from Triticum urartu, 951 nucleotides. RefSeq names its product protein SOMBRERO-like. Lineage: Eukaryota; Viridiplantae; Streptophyta; Magnoliopsida; Poales; Poaceae. The record is from RefSeq and is a predicted model, not a curated record. Gene Ontology annotation, biological process: regulation of DNA-templated transcription. Gene Ontology annotation, molecular function: DNA binding.
AUGGCCGACGGCAAGUUGGAUCCUCCCGCCGGCUACGCCUUCGAACCAGCCGAGCACGAGCUGAUCACCAAGUUCCUCCGGCCACGGAUCGCCGCCGGACCGGACGCCUUCUUCGCCAGCCGCCUCAUCCACGAGUUCGACGCCUACUCCGCCGCCCCCGGCGACCUCGUCGAGAUGUAUCAACACGCGCAAGGAACGGACAAGGGCGACGGGAAAGGGGGCGUCUGGUACUUCUUCACCCAUGCCCGUCGUCACCAGACCAAAGGCGGCCGCGGUGGCGGGAGGCGGCAGCGUGCCGUGGCCGACGCCGGCGAGGGUUACUGCUGGCACUCGGAGAAGGGCGGGAUCCCUGUGCUAGACAACCAAGGUAAACUCGUAGGCCAUAGAAGAAACCUCAGCUACGUCAAGAAGUUGCCUAGAGAAAAAGAGAAGAUCAGGAUCGGCUGGUGCAUGGCCGAGUACAGCCUCGACGGCGACGGCAAGCAAGACGGCUUGGUGCUCUGCAAGGUCUGCGUCUCUCGUCACAGGAGCGAGACCACAUACGACGAGGUAAUCAAUGCCCCCGGUUCCAGGAAAAGGAAGGCCGCCGACGUCCAGCACCCGGAUGCUCCACGGACCCAAACCCCACGCCGCCAGGAACCGCCGAUCGUCCAACAACCCGGGAUGCUUCACGAGUAUGGGCGCUGGUUCAUGUCCGACGAAGGCGAGACGUUGUUGCCGCCCGGAGCAGUGGACGACGGCAGCGUGGAUCCAGGCGGGUUCUUCACCGACGACAUGCUUCAAGAUUUUCCCGAGCUCCAUGACGCUGUGGUGGCGCAGGGGUUCUUGCCCGGUAAACUCGACGGCGCAGUCCAAGAAGGCAUUGGCGCUGCAGAGGAUGAAGACGACGCCUUCCGGUGCACGUUAGAUGAGCUGCUCGGCUUCUGCGACGACACGACUGUACUAGUCUAG